CGGGUAGCUGUAGGUCUCGGUCUCCUCAUCGUACUCGAAGUCCUCGAUCUCCACCUCAUCGUGAAACACCGACAUGACCCCACGUCGCCGGCGGCUCUCAACUGCGCAUGUGCCGUCCGUCUUCCCCGGCACUCAGGAGCUGGUGACUUUGACCAGGGAACACCAUGGCCCACACUACCAUUUUUGCUGCUUUUGCUAUUCCUCAGUUACUGAGAGCACAAUGAAAUCCAAAAGGAAAACAGAUCAUCUGGAGAGAACGGCAAAUAACUUUCGACAGGAGGUUAUAUCUCCAGCAAAAGUGUGUGGCAUCACCAAUGAAUCUGAAACAGUUAAAAGACUUCGCUUGGCUGUCACAAAUAAGGAUUUUACUUUUAAAGCAGGACAGUGGGUAGAUUUCUUUAUCCCUGAAGUUGCCGUAGUUGGUGGAUUCUCAAUAUGUUCCAGCCCUGGUCUACUGGAACAAGAGAGAGUAUUGGAACUGGCAGUAAAACAUACUGUACAUCCUCCUGCUCACUGGAUUCACACUCAGUGCUCCCUUGACUCAGAAGUGGCUCUGCGAGUGGGAGGCAAUUUCUUCUUUGAUCCUCAACCUGCUGACUCCCCUGUAAACCUUGUGCUGAUAGCAGGGGGAGUAGGAAUCAACCCAUUGUUUUCCAUACUGCUACAUGUAGCAGAUUUUCAUAGAAAUCAAGAGAGUGAAGAAAAUGGGUAUAAAAUGGGAACAGUGAAGCUGUACUAUAGUGCAAAAAACACAAAUGAACUCUUAUUUAAGAAUAAUAUCUUUGGUUUGAUGAACGAAUUUCCUGGAAAGAUCACAUGCAGUUUCCACGUUACCCAACAGAGUUCACAAAUCUGUGAAGAACUUCAGCCGUAUAUCACUGAAGCUCACAGUUCCCACAAGACCAGCAUUUGCAAGAUUAAACCAACAUUUUGAAACUUUCAGGAACUUUUCCAAGUCAGUUUGUGGACUAAAAAAUUCCAAAUAUAUAAUCUGAGCUGCUUGUGCUAAGCCAUACAUACAGUGCAGAAUCCAGAAGUGAUUUUACAGUACAAUGUUUUAAACACUGAGCAUUUAAAAGACCAAGUGAUAAACAGUGCAAGUAAGUAGCAAAACAUCCUGAGCCAUUUGUACAAAAGUUUCAGGGGGAGAAUGCACAAGGCCACCUCAUACAACACCACACCACAAGACUCAUCUUGACCACCAUUUUGGAUGAUCUGUGUUGACUAAUGCUGAAGGCUCUAUUUUGACUAGCAAUAAAAGUAACUAUGGUUUCUUGAAAUGUUGAUGCAAUAGUCAUAGAAUUAAAAUCAGAAGGGACCACCAGAUUGUCUAGUCUGACCUCCAAUAUAUCACAGGCCAUCAAAACCACCUACCACUCACACACUGAACCCAACAACUGAAAUUAGAUCAAGGUAUAGCCCUCAGGAGACUAUUGCGUGCCACAGGCAAAGAAUAGGAGAGACUGAGGUGCACCAAGGCCCCAGGAAGGGCAGGAAAUUGAUUGAGAGGUACCCUGAUGAACCUGGCAGGCAACUUGGACCACAUGCUGCAAAGGGAAAUGAAACCACCCCAAGACCACUGGAUAAUCAGCUGAACAUGAGCUCCCAGUGUGAUGCUGUGGCCAAAAGAGCUAAUGCGAUCCUGGGAUGCAUAAACGGGAAUCUCGAGUAAGAGGAGAGAGGUUACUUUACGUCUGUAUUUGACACUUGUGCACCCACUGCUGGAAUAUUGUUACUCUUCGGGGGAUUCUGCGGGACUGUGCACCUGCAGAAAAAACACCCUCCCCCUGCAGAUUUCCUGCUUUUCCCUGCAGAAAACGGCAGGGAAGCUGCACUUGGGGGAAGGAGGUGGGCCGAUCAUGUGUGCAUUUUUUUGCGGGGGGUUACCACCCCAGACAGAGCUGAGGCAUGGGCGGGGGAGCACACGGGGUUACAUUUCUGCAAACGCAGAGCUGCCCAGCUCAGAGGCUGCAUCUCGGGCUCCGCUGACUCUGCAUGCAGCCUCCUGGCGCCAGUCGUGCUCCCCAUCUGUGUGCUGGGAGCCUUCCUGUUUUCUGUGGAACAAUGAGUGCCCGCGGCGGGGCUGGGUAAUGGUGGGAAAUGAGGGAAGGGGGCUAAGGGGAAGGAAGGAGUGGAACAGGGCCGGGAGAGGGCAAUGUGGGAGUGAAGGGAAGGGGAUGGAGAAGAAAAGGGAAUAGGGGAAUAACAGCGGGGAAGUGGGAGCCUAACAUGCUGUGUCCCCUUGGCAGCAGCUGGGGCUCCCCCGUUAAGCAGGCCCAUCAAACUCUCACCCUGACAAGCUCUACCCCCCGCUACACCUGCACCCCUCUGACAAGGCCCUCACCCCACUAAGCCCCAACCAUCUGCAGCUGGACCCCAACACCCAGACUCCCCCCACACUGAGCCCCCACACCCCGCCAAGCCCCAUCUCCCCCCACACUCAGACCCCACCCCCGCUGAACCCAACCACGAUCACCCGAACCUCCUGCAGAGUCCCAUUGUCCCUGCAUCCGGAACCCCCCAACGAGCCCCUGUGCAUCCAGAUCACCCACUGAGCCGCCCACACCCAGACUGCCCCACACAGAAACCUCUCACCCCACACCUGGAUCCCCCCCACACUAAGCCUCUCCACACUUGGAUCCUGCUGGGCUGAGCCUGCCCAGCCAUACCUGGCACAGGGGGGCAUGCCCCCAGGGUGCUUCUGGGGCAGGCCCAGCCCUUGCACUGUGUCAGGGUCAGGUGCAGCCUCACUGCUGAGUCCUUGUACUGGGGGAGGUGGAGGCUUCAGGGUGAUCUCCCACCUCAAUGCAGCCAGUGGCCUGUGCUGCCAUGCUGGAGCCACAUUUAUUUACUGACAAAUAAAACUUGCAGAAUUUUAAAAUGUUGUGCACAUAAUUUUUAACUUUUUGGCAAAGAAUUCGCUUAGGAGUAAUAUUGUGUCCAGUAUUAAUGCCCACAAUUCAAGAAGGAUGUUGAUAAAUUGGAGAGGGUUCAAAGAAGAGCCACAAGAAUGAUUAAAUGAUUAGAAAACAGGCCUUAUGGUGAUAGCGUCAAAGCACUCCGUCUAUUUAGCUUAUCAAAGAGAAGAUUAAGGGGUGACUUGAUUACAGCCAUAAGUACCUACACGGGGAACAAAUAUUUAAUAAUGUGCUCAGCUGUCUAACAGAAAAAGGCAUAACACAUCCAAGCGAUGGAAGUUGGAGCUAGACAAAUUCAGACGGGAAAGAAGGUGUAAAUUUUUAAUGGCCAGAGUAAUUAACCACUGGAAUCAUGUACCAAGGGUUGUGGUGGAUUCUCCAUCACUGACAGUUUUUUUUACUCAAGAAUGGAUGCUCCUCUAAACGACAUGCUCUCAGAAUUAUUUUGGGGCAGUUCUGAGGCUUGUAGUAAACAGGAGGACAGACUAGAUCAGGGGUCGGCAACCUUUCAGAAGCGGUGUGCUGAGUCUUCAUUUAUUCACUUUAAUUUAAGGUUUCGCGUGCCAGUAAUACAUUUUAAUGUUUUUUAGAAGGUCUCUCUCUAUAAGUCUACAUAUUAUAUAACUAAACUAUUGUCAUAUGUAAAGUAAACAAGGUUUU
This is a messenger RNA of Chelonia mydas (Green sea turtle), 3578 nucleotides long. It is a transcript of the gene OXNAD1, whose product is annotated as oxidoreductase NAD binding domain containing 1. The transcript is spliced from 8 exons. NCBI's taxonomy places the organism in Eukaryota, Metazoa, Chordata, Testudines, Cheloniidae. Gene Ontology annotation, molecular function: oxidoreductase activity. Gene Ontology annotation, cellular component: mitochondrion. The record is from RefSeq and is a predicted model, not a curated record. Bases 74 to 934 code for a protein of 286 amino acids.